AUACAGCAUCAGGAGGGAAGUAAACGAAUGGGGUCUCUUUGCGAAGAUCUUGACUGCUUCAACGCGGAAAUAAAAUCACAAUUGUCUGGAUAUACAAUAACAGUACACAAUGCAUAUACCCAUCCCGAUGUGAAUAAUGAAGGCAUAAACUUACUUCCAGGGACAUUAACAGAAAUAAAGCUAAAAACUAUCGAAAACAUUUGGAAAUCACCACCUCAUGGACACUGUAGUCCAAAUACACCACGAGAUAUGAUUAUACAAUCAAAUGAUAAUGAUACUUAUGUAUAUUCUGAAUAUGCCUGCAGGGGAGCAACCAUACAGGCUUAUUAA
Protopolystoma xenopodis is the source of this 330-nucleotide messenger RNA. The record is from the annotation of a GenBank genome assembly. Lineage: Eukaryota; Metazoa; Platyhelminthes; Monogenea; Polystomatidea; Polystomatidae.